UCACUGGGUCUCAGCCAGAGAUUCCCCACUGGCACCUGGCGAUCCCCGACUAUCACUGACAGGGGAGAGGUCUGUAUCAUGCUGCUUUGUAUUGUUCUGCAUAGCAGAGCAAUACAAAACAGCAUGCCUCCCAAGUAAAGCACACACAGCACACAGUAAAACAGCACACAGUUAAGCCUUCGAUUGCCCCCCAUGUUAACCCCUUCCUGCCCAGUGCCCUUAGUACAGUGUCAUGGCUUUUUAUUAGCACUGAUCACUGUAUUAGUGUCACUGAGAAUGUCAGUGGCAGUUAGUCAGUUCCACCCCCAGUUGUCAGAAUGUCCACCGCAGUCCCGCUAU
Molecule: messenger RNA, 339 nt
Organism: Staurois parvus
Lineage: Eukaryota; Metazoa; Chordata; Amphibia; Anura; Ranidae
Source: the annotation of a GenBank genome assembly